AUGGCUGUUAAAUCAUUUGAAGUAUCCGACCCAUUGGGUUCAACAUUAAAAGGCUUUGCUUUAGCUCAUCCUUCGAUUACUUUGGUACCAGAAGAGAAAAUAUUAUUCAGAAAGACUGAUAAAACUAAGAUUGCUCUAAUAUCUGGUGGUGGUAGCGGUCAUGAACCUACACAUGGUGGUUUUGUUGGUAAUGGUAUGCUAAGUGCUGCUGUCUGUGGUGAUAUAUUUGCUUCUCCAUCCACUAAACAAAUUUUAAAUGCAAUCACUUUGGUUAGUGAAAAUGCUUCUGGUGUGUUACUUAUUGUUAAGAAUUAUACAGGUGAUGUCUUACACUUUGGUUUAGCUGCUGAAAGAGCUAGAGCUCUGGGUAUCAAUUGUAAAGUUGCAGUUAUUGGUGACGAUACAGCUGUUGGCCGUGCUAAAGGUGGAAUGGUUGGCAGAAGAGCUUUAGCAGGUACUGUUCUGGUUCACAAGAUUGUUGGUUCUUUUACUGAAACUUAUUCUGAAAGAUACGGGUUAGAAGGAGCAAGUAAAGUUGCACAGAUCAUUAACGAUAAUUUGGUUACAAUCGGUGCUUCUCUUGAUCAUUGCAAAGUUCCUGGAAGAAAGUUUGAAACUGAAAUCAAUGACAACCAAAUGGAAUUGGGUAUGGGUAUUCACAAUGAACCUGGUGUCAAAGUUCUAGAACCAAUUCCUUCCACCGAGGAUUUGAUCUCUAAACAUAUGUUACCUUGUCUUUUAGAUUCCUCUGAUAGAGACAGAUAUUUUGUUGACUUUGAUAAAGAUGAUGAAGUAGUUUUAUUGAUCAACAAUCUAGGUGGUGUCUCCAAUUUGAUUUUAUCAUCAAUUGUUUCAAUUACUACUGACUUUUUAAAGAGUAAUUAUGGCAUCACACCAGUUCAAUCGAUUGCUGGUACAUUAAUGACCGCUUUCAAUGGUAAUGGUUUCAGUAUUACUUUACUAAAUGCUACAAAGGCCACUGCUAGUCUGCAAAAAGAAUUUCCUGAAAUAAAAUCUGUCUUCGAUUUACUGAACUCCAAAACAGACGCUCCAUUCUGGCCAGCUCAAUCUAAGGAUGUUAAACCUGCUAUUAAUGAAGAGCUUCUAAAGACUGAAGUAAAGGUUAAAGAUUGUGGUUCCUAUAAUUUCAAUGACUUUUCGAGAUGGAUGCAAGGUGGUGCAAAGGCAGUUAUUAAAGCUGAGCCACAUAUUACAUCUUUGGAUACUCUUGUUGGUGAUGGUGAUUGUGGGUAUACCUUAGUUGCAGGUGUUAAUGGUAUUACUAAGAACCUUGACGACAUUUCUAAAGUUUCUCUAUCAGAAGCUACCGCUCAACUUUCGGAUAUCAUCGAAAGCACAAUGGGUGGUACUUCAGGUGGUCUUUAUUCAAUUUUGAUUUCAGGUUUCUCACAUGCCUUAAUUCAAAUCUGCGCGGACGAAAAUGUUCCUGUCAGUAAAGAAGUUUUGGCAAGAGCAUUUGAAAUGGCUUUAGAAACCCUAUAUAAAUACACCAAUGCCAGACCUGGUUCUUCAACAAUGGUUGAUGCUCUAGAACCAUUUGUCAAGGAAUUUUCUUCUAGUAAAGACUUCAAGAAAGCAGUAGCCGCUGCUGAUGCAGGAGCAAAGAGCACUGGUAGUAUCGAAGCCAAGUUCGGUAGGGCCUCAUAUGUUGGGGAAUCUGCUGGUAUCGAGGAUCCAGGUGCUGUCGGACUUGUUGCAUUCUUACAAGGUAUCGAGUCCGUUUUAUGA
Messenger RNA from Vanderwaltozyma polyspora DSM 70294, 1749 nucleotides. It is a transcript of the gene DAK1, whose product is annotated as dihydroxyacetone kinase. NCBI's taxonomy places the organism in Eukaryota, Fungi, Ascomycota, Saccharomycetes, Saccharomycetales, Saccharomycetaceae. Gene Ontology annotation, cellular component: cytosol. The record is from RefSeq and is a predicted model, not a curated record. Gene Ontology annotation, molecular function: ATP binding; glycerone kinase activity. The coding region runs from base 1 to 1749 and encodes 582 amino acids. Gene Ontology annotation, biological process: glycerol catabolic process. The transcript has a single exon.